AUCAUUGCGCUACCGUUCCCCAAGUUCAUUAGCAUAACGAGGUGAACACGUGCGGUUCGCGGCAUUAGGAAAAUCGCAGUUCCCUCAUGCCCGAUGCGCUGUGCGUCAGGUUCAAUUGAUCUGGACCCCACCACCUCCAGCGAUGGUGGAAGGACUCUCCUGAGGAAGUGAAGUUGUCGGUAAAGUUUUCUCUGUGUCUCGCUGAAAUUAACGUCAUCGGUAUGGGAAACUGCUGCUCAUCGUGCUCGAGAUUCAGGGCCAUCUUCCGGCCUGCGGUCGAUGGGACGCCGAUGAAGGAUGUCUGCACGAGGCCGGAGUGCCUGCCAAAGCCACCGACAUCGUCGGAAAAUGGGGGUGACUGGGGGAUACCCAUGCUGACGGUCCUCCGGGUGGACCCGUGCAUUGACGAGAAUGGCGAGGCCCACAGGACGUCGAGGUACGAGUUGAUGAACCGCGAAGGGGUCAAUGCCAGGUUGAUUGUCCGUAGGGGUCAGGAGUUCUUCAUGAGGCUACAUCUCAACCGGGAUUACGAUCCUACGGUGGACGGUAUCUCGAUAGUCUUCACCCUCGAUGGUGUUAAAAAACCGAAUUAUGGGAAUGGGACGUUUGUGGUGACGCCUUUACUCAAUUUUGGGGAGGUGUCUGAAGGCGCGUGGCAGGCGUCCCUCGAUUCUCUCGAACCGAAUUCAAUCAGGAUAAAGAUAAUAUCGCCGCCGGACGUGCUAAUAGGAAAAUGGAAAAUGGACAUUGACGCCAAGCGUAAAAAUUCAUCAGGUGCCAUAAGUUUCAGCGUUAACGAGCCAUUCUACAUUAUAUUCAACGCCUGGUGCCCAGAUGAUCCAGUCUUUAUGGAAGGUGAGGAGGGCCGUCAGGAGUACGUAAUGGCAGAUGCGGGUCUCAUCUGGCGAGGAAGCUACAAGCAGAUGAGACCAACAGUCUGGAAAUACUCCCAAUUCGAGAAGGACAUCCUAGACUGCUCUCUCCACCUCGUGACGGACGUGGCAAAGGUCCGUGUGACAGGUAGGCAUGACCCUGUCACCAUAACCCGAGUGCUGUCGGCUGCUGUCAACUCGCCAGACGACAACGGCGCGCUGAUGGGGAACUGGUCCAACGAUUUCGAUGGGGGAACACCACCGACCAAGUGGCUAGGAUCCCAGAAGAUCCUCCAGGAGUACUGGAAGACCAAGAGACCGGUGAAGUACGGCCAGUGCUGGGUGUUCUCCGGGGUCCUAGCCACUGUCUGCCGAAGCCUGGGAAUCCCCUGUCGCGUCGUGACGAAUUACUCGAGCGCUCAUGACACUCAGGGCAGCCUCACUGUCGACUACUUCGUCGACGCCGAGGGCAAGAUCAUGGAGGAAUUGAACAGUGACUCAAUCUGGAAUUUCCAUGUAUGGGAUGAGGUUUGGAUGAAGAGAUUGGAUCUCGGGCCGGAGUACGCUGGAUGGCAGGCCAUCGAUGCCACUCCACAGGAAUUGAGCGAGGAUGCAUAUAGAUGUGGACCUGCGUCAGUUGCGGCUGUCAAGAGAGGUGAAAUUCAACGGCCUUACGACAAUGGUUUUCUCUUUGCUGAGGUCAAUGCUGACAAAGUUUUUUGGAGAUACAAUGGACCCACUCAGCCACUCAAAUUGAUCAGAAAAGAUAUCUAUGGCAUUGGACGACAGAUUAGCACGAAAGCCGUGGGUUCAUGGACUCGUGAGGAUAUAACUCACAUGUACAAGUACCCCGAAAAAUCCGAUGACGAACGAGAAGCCAUGCUGAAAGCCCUCCGCCAAAGUGAAUCUCUCUUUAGUCGAUAUUACCUCAAUGAGGAAUUUAACGACGUUAUGUUCAAUUUUGAAUUGCAAGAUGACAUUAUCAUCGGACAGCCGUUCAGUGUCAUACUCCUGAUCAAGAAUAGGAGCAGCGAGUUUGAGUAUCGAGUAUCAGUUAUUCUGCGGGUGGAGGUGGUAAUGUAUACGGGAAAAGUUGGCGGGCCAAUCAAGAGAUCGGAGGUGGAUAGAUUAGUCAAACCCGGGGAUCUCGAAGAAGUGAGAUUGAAUGUCUCGUGGGAGGAAUAUGGCCCGAGAUUGCUCAAUCAGUGCGCCUUCAAUAUUGCGUGUCUGGCUACUGUUAAGGAUACGAAUUUUGAGUACUAUGCGCAGGAUGACUUCAGGGUGGAAAAACCGAGAAUUGAUAUUGAGAGGAGAACGAAUGCAGUAGUUAACGAAGUCCUCGAGGCGACAGCGAGCUUCACAAAUCCCCUCCCCAUAUCCUUGAAGAAAGGACAAUUCCUGAUAGAAGGUCCAGGCCUGGAGAAGCAAUUGAAAAUAAAACUCUCCGGGAGUGUUCACCCUGGGGACGAAGCCACCUGCACUUUCUCCAUGACUCCAAAGCUCGAGGGUAGAUCAACAAUAGUCGUCAAGUUCCACUCGAAGGAGCUAGACGACGUCGACGGAUUCCUGAACUUCAUGGUGAAAUCGGCGCAAUACUCCAAUAAUGGUUACUUGUAAUUCCUCGGGUCGAAAAAUUUUGUCGGGCUUUUGGCUUCAUUUGUCCAUCACGAAUGGUCGGUUGAAGAGCCGGUCUGUUCCGUGAGAAUAGCCGAAUGCACCAAGUACCGGCCAAAAUGCAGUCACUGGUCGUCGAAUUCUUCUAAUUUCUUCGUAGACUUAGGAAAAUUUAGGAAAACAGAGGAAAAAUUUUUCAGUCAUUGGCCUUUACACAUGCACGAAAAAAAAUUAAUAGAAAAGUCUGGCGAAUUCGCUAGACAAAUCUAUUGGAUUUCUAUCGAACAUGCUAUCAGUUUUCGGCGGAUUCCACAGAGAUUUUCUGAAGAAUUUCCUGGGCUCAAAUUUCCCAAGUUUUUCUGUUUGAUUUUCUUGAGGAAAAGAGAAGAAAAAUAGAGUGAAGUAGACUUAGAAAAGUUGAGCUGAGGGAAUUCUAUAGAAAAUAUCUCACUAGAAUAAUUUGUAUAGAAAAAUCGAAUUCUAUUGAAUUUUUGUAUAGAAUAUAUUUUUUUUAAUAAUAGAAAGUUCAAUAGAAAUCAAAUAGGAUUGUUUAGCGCAUUUGUUAGGUUUUUCUAGUAAAUUUUUUCCUGUAUGUAUACCCAGACCAACAACCGACCAAGUCACUGAGUUGACCUAACACCAAAUUUCCGACUCGGGUCAUUACAAAAUGCCAAGUACUUACGUCUAAACACAAUUCUCCUUGUCUAUCAAAAUCCAAGCCAAAGUAAUGAUUUAUGCCGCUUAAUUCUUGCAUCGUGAUUAAUCAAAGUAUUUAUAUUGAAAUAUAUUACAAUUUUAAUGCUCAUAAUAAGAAAUGUAAAAUGAAAAAUGUGAUACGUCGAAAUCCUGCCGCUUCACGUCGAGUCUCUCGACGAAAUAUGUUAAGUUAUCCAUUCAAUUCAUGAAUGUAAUGACGAUAAUAAAGAAGAUAAAUGUUU
This is a messenger RNA of Diachasma alloeum, 3424 nucleotides long. It is a transcript of the gene Tg, whose product is annotated as annulin. The transcript has 9 exons. The record is from RefSeq and is a predicted model, not a curated record. Gene Ontology annotation, biological process: peptide cross-linking. Bases 222 to 2489 code for a protein of 755 amino acids. NCBI's taxonomy places the organism in Eukaryota, Metazoa, Arthropoda, Insecta, Hymenoptera, Braconidae. Gene Ontology annotation, molecular function: protein-glutamine gamma-glutamyltransferase activity.